Leptosia nina is the source of this 687-nucleotide messenger RNA. Lineage: Eukaryota; Metazoa; Arthropoda; Insecta; Lepidoptera; Pieridae. The record is from the annotation of a GenBank genome assembly.
AUGUAUAGACGCUCAGUGGCCACAGGAGUGAAACAGGAGAAAAUACGAAAAGUCGACGCGCUGGUUGCUUUCAGUAAUUUAAAGGUGACAUAUGGAUAUACAGCCUUAACAACAUCAGAAGCAGCGCCCUUAACGGGAUCACUAAUUUUAACUACUGAUGAGCUAGUUGCUAGACUCUCUAUGUCUCUUGUUAAGAACCCGGAAUCUGUAGACAUGGCUUUUGAAUUUCUACAGCAAGUUGGGACGGAGUCCUUAACCGUUGAAGGACCGGCCAAUAGAAUGAUUUCCCAAUUCAAUUUCCUACUUGAAAGACAUAUUAUAGCAAUUAUGAGUAACACUGUCAUACACAAUAUAAAAAUGUUAAGCACAAUAUCUCGAUGUGUUCCAAUAUUGGUCCCAUUCAAUGACUCCAAUGAAAUUGUGUCAGAAGAGUCAACUGACAUCCAAGAAACGUAUAUAGAGAAUCAAAUAAUAAAAGGAAAUGAAAACGACGGUGACGAGAAUUUUGAAGAAAAUAUAAAUAUUGACAAUGACAAUAAAGACAAUUUUACUGCAGAUUAUGUGCUUUGGAAAAAAGAUAGCGUGGAACUAGAAUUUCCGCCGAAAGAGGGUUCCGAAAAGAAGCAAAAAAUGUUUAUAAAAUACAAUGAGAACUUUGCACUUGGAAAAAUAAAUAAUAAAAACUGA